Molecule: messenger RNA, 1182 nt
Organism: Tetrahymena thermophila SB210
Lineage: Eukaryota; Ciliophora; Oligohymenophorea; Hymenostomatida; Tetrahymenidae
Exons: 7
Source: RefSeq, a predicted model, not a curated record
AUGAAAAAGCAAUCAAUAUUUAAGAAAGAAGAUACAUUAUUAGUAAUUCAGCCGCUGUUUAAUGAGAAUGAAUUGAAUCCAUGGUGGCAUUACAAAAAGUAUUCUCAAUCUGAAAUUGAAAAGAUUAACUAGUAUUUUACCUCAAAUAAUGAUUUUUUAUCUAAAGAUUUGGGAGAUAAUGUCAAAUUAAAUAUGAAGGCAUUAGCAAAAAAAAUAGGAGUUCUCCUUCCUCCUAUUUUUGCUUAGGAAGACUCUUAGUAGAUAGAUAGGGAAGUAAAUGAUAAUAGUGUUUCUUUAGAUAUAAUUAAAACAGAACCAAAUGAAGUUGAUAACAACUUGAAGUUUUUUAUAUUGAACAGCUAAAAGUUAGAUUAUGUAACAAUUAAAAUGCUAAACAUUGCAUUACUUGGCGCAAAGAUAAAAGUAUUAAGGAUAAAUAAUAAUGUAUUUGAUAUGAACACUUUAAAUGAGCUGAUUAAGCUAAUUUAAGUCAAUAAAAUAGUUAAGCUUUUUUUUGAUUGGAAUGACAUUGAAGAUUGUUAAAACAAAGAAUACUUUUAUGAAGUUUUAUUUAGUAGAUGUGUGGAUUUGGAAUUAGUCACUUUAAGGAACUAGAAUAUAAAUGAUCAAAUGUUAAAAAAAAUAUGCAGUACUAUUCUUGAAAAUAAUUCUACCUUAAAAGUAAAAGUUUUAGAUUUCUUCUAAAAUUAAAUCACUAAUGCAAGUCUUGAGAGUCUUUUUACUCUACUCUCUUCAUAUACAAACAUAUAAUAUUUAGGUCUAGGAGCUAAUCAUUUAAGCUAAUUGACUCCUUUGAUAAACAGGAUUGGUAAGAAGGUUUUAAGUUCAGAAGAACUUUAAGAAUAUAGAAGAAAAGAAUAAGAAAGAGAUGCAAUAAUUUAGAGGAAUUUAAAAUAAAAAGGCAAGAAUCAAGAAGAAGUUCCAGUUUUAGAUGUUGUAAAAGAUAUAGGAUAAGAUAAAUUUGCUUAUUUUUACAAUGAAUAGCUUUAACACUUGAAUUUAAUACAAAAUGAAUACUCAGAAUAAGACAAAGAUAUUUUAGAAUAAUUUUUAGCAAAUGCUUUAGAUGGUUUUACACUUAGCAUAUCAGCCAAUAAUUUUGAGAAAAAAACAAUAGAUCGCUUUAAGAAAAAGUUUGGACAAAAGAUUUAAUUUUAUUGA